This is a messenger RNA of Physcomitrium patens, 2745 nucleotides long. RefSeq names its product microtubule-associated protein 70-3. Gene Ontology annotation, molecular function: microtubule binding. Lineage: Eukaryota; Viridiplantae; Streptophyta; Bryopsida; Funariales; Funariaceae. Gene Ontology annotation, biological process: cytoskeleton organization. The record is from RefSeq and is a predicted model, not a curated record.
CGUCUUCUUCCUCCGCUCGCUCGCCCUCGCGUCAUUUGCUGUAGAUCGUGUUGUGCGCUUCUACGCCGUGGCAUUUUGCAGGCGUUGGUGUGUGUGUUGAAGUCUGCUUCUGGGAGUGAUUUUUGAGGGAAUUCCAUAGGCUUUCAGUGGAGUUUUGCCGUUUUGCCGUUUCACGGAGUCUUAAAGGGGAUGGUGGAAAAGGAAGGAGGUCGAGAGGAUGGAGAGGGAUGAAGGCAUGCGAUUGCGGUUGUUGUUGACGUUGGCGAUGACGUUGCAAGCGCAACCUUGUCCACCGGGGGUAGGGGCAAUUGUGGAGAGGGUGGAGGUGCAAGCGGGGUAGCGUUGUGGUGAAGGGAUGCAAUUUGGUAAGAGCUGCGGCUCUAGCAUCGAUGAACAGUGCGGCGUGACUGAGCAGUGAAGGGAUAGUUGGGAGGUGGAGGAGGAGUGAGCGGAGAGGUGUUAGUUCAUGUGGGAGGCAAUGGCGGAUUCUUUGAACAGCAGCGUUUCGGAGGAUAACGACUCCUUGGAUGGGUAUUAUGGGAAUGGCAGACAGGGACUGGAGUAUGGCAACGUUCCUCAAUUUGCUGGUCUGACAAGGUCGGACUCCAAGCCUCGCCGCAGGGGUUUAGUGCGUGCUUGUCCAGAUACUGAGGAUCUUUUGAACCUUUUGCACGGCUCCGAUCCAGUGAAGGUGGAGCUGAACCGCCUUGAAAACGAAGCUAGGGACAAGGAUCGGAAACUAGCUGAAGUUACAGCAGAAUGCAAAGCACUUAAACUUGCUGAGCGAUUACGGGAGAAAGCUGUCGAGGAGUUGGCGGAGGAACUCGACAAAGUUGACGAAAAGCUCAAGGCCGCUGAGGACCUUUUGGAGAGUAAGAAUCUUGAAUUGAAGAAGCUUAACGAUGAAAAGAAAGCAGCUCUGGCUGCUCAGUCCGCAGCAGAGUUAACUCUGCGGCGUGUGCAAGCAGCUCAGAAAGAUGAGAAACUACCGUCCAUUGAAGAAAUUCUAGCUCCUCUUGAGGCUGAAUUGAAAAUAGCACGACAAGAAAUCGCUAAGCUUCAAGACACGAACAGAGCUCUUGACCGUUUGACGAAGUCCAAAGAGGCUGCGCUUCUUGAGGCAGAGAGGAGUAUAGACGCUGCUGAAGCCAAGGCGUCACAAGUGGAUGACCUUCUCAAUCGGAAUCAGGAGCUGAUGAAACAGAUUGAAAUUUGUCAGGAAGAGAAUAAAAUAAUGGACAAGAUGCAUCGUCAGAAAAUUGCUGAAAUUGAGAAGCUGAGUGCCACCGUCGCUGAGUUGGAAGAAGCAGUGCUUGCCGGCGGAGCUGCUGUAAAUGCAGCCCGAGACUACCAACGACAGGCACAAGAGUUAUUGGAAGGGAAGAAGACAUUGGAGAGGGAAUUGGCGCGGGCGAAAAUUACAGCUAACAGAGUUGCAGUUGUUGUUGCAAAUGAGUGGAAGGAUGCAAAUGACAAGGUUAUGCCUGUCAAGCAGUGGCUCGAUGAGAGGAGGUUUAUGCAGGGGGAGAUGCAGCAGCUACGAGACAAACUAGUGUCAGCCGAGAGGACUGCAAAGAAUGAGUCACAGUUAAAGGAAAAAUUUCAAAUGCGUUUGAAGGUGCUUGAAGAGAGUUUGAAGCCAGCCGUAAAUGGAACUCCACGUCGGACAGAGGAAGUGAGAAGUUCUAGUACCACCAGACGUUCGACUUCUGGAUCAGAGGAGGCAUCAAAGCUUCUCGCGAAUGGUUCCAGACGCCAACGCUCUGCAGUGACUCAACUGCGGUCUUCUAUGGCGAGUCAAACACUUCUCAGAGCGACGAAUGGCAGGUUGACAUCUAAGUCAUUUGAUGGGGGAAGAUCACUUGAUGCGGGUACUACCAGGCUGAAGGCGUUUUCGAAUGGGUUUGAGGAGCUUCGCACAGGUAGGAGAAUACCUGUAGCUGCGGAACCCGAGCAGGUUUCAACUGCGCAGGAGAAGUCCGAGAUAAAACAAGCAAAACCCGAAUCAGAAGCUACAACUGAGGCUUUGGCAGCCAAGUCUCAGGUAGGAGCGGUCAAGCCUGAGAAUGGUGCAACGGCCCCCGAGUCAGGUUCAGCGACCUCAGUUGAAGAUCCAGUAUCAGGUGUGUUGUACGACCUUCUCCAGAAAGAGGUUGUCAACCUGAGGAAGGCGAGCCUUGAAAAAGAUCAAAGUCUGAAGGACAAGGAUGAUGCUAUUGAGAUGCUCUCAAAGAAAGUUGAUACUUUAUCAAAAGCUUUGGAAGCUGAAGGAAGGAAGUUGCGAAGAGAAGUCCAAGCAAUGGAGAAGGAAGUUGCCACCCUGCGGGCUGAAAAGGAUCAAGUACGGAAUCCAAGGAGGCUUAGCGCAGGGACGGGAACUGUAAAUAGUUCCUCCAAGUUGCUGUCGGGGAGAAAUGGGGAGAGGCCCAUGGUCAGGAGCUGAUGCCUGCAAUUUGUGACCUUGUAACUCUGAAAGGAACGUCGUUCGCUGAAAAACAUCUCUGCACUCGGCAUGGAUAGUGGGAUGGGGUCUCUUGCAUGUGUAGCAUUAAUAUAUCCUGAUUUUACGAGAUUGAAUCUCUGUGCUGUGAAGAAAUUAGAGUGUGCCGUGCGUCAUAGGAGAUGAUAUUCUUGAGCAAGAUACCCCAGAUUAUGUUUCAACAUAAAUUAGGCAUUUUAGUAAUCUUUCAUGGAUCGUCUUCGCUUUUGUCAUUUCAUCUUAAGGUCAUUGUAUGUUUAUGGUUC